AUGGAUGAAACAACUGAUAUUUCUCGUUAUGAACAAGUAUCAUUAGUCAUACGAUAUACCGAUGGUCAGUUUCAUGUUUAUGAACGAGCAUCCAGCACAACUGGUGAUGUUGGCCAGUGCUUUGAUGGAACUAGCGCAAUGCGCGGCACGUAUAAAGGUGUUGCAGAACGUUUAAUACAAAUAGUACCAACUGCCUUGUAUAUUCAUUGUAAUAAACAUAUUUUAAAUUUAUGCUUAAUUGAUGUAGCACAAGCCGUGGUGCCUAUUAGAAAUAAUUUUGGUGUUAUGAAAUCACUUUACAAUUUAAUCGAAGGAUCAGCUAAACGUCAUAAAGAUUUUGAAGAUAUUCAAAAAGAAGUAUGUUUGGUACCGAUACCAUUAAAGCAAUUAGGCAACACACGUUGGACAUGUCGUUUUGAAUCUUUAAAAGUUAUUUUAAAACAAUAUUCUGAAAUAAUAGCUGAUUU
Molecule: messenger RNA, 467 nt
Organism: Rotaria sp. Silwood2
Lineage: Eukaryota; Metazoa; Rotifera; Eurotatoria; Philodinida; Philodinidae
Source: the annotation of a GenBank genome assembly